Messenger RNA from Thamnophis sirtalis, 584 nucleotides. The record is from RefSeq and is a predicted model, not a curated record. Lineage: Eukaryota; Metazoa; Chordata; Lepidosauria; Squamata; Natricidae.
CCCCACUUUGUUACCAUGUUUGUUUUAAUCUCAUAUCCGCUCCGCCCAUCCAAAUAUAAAGAGGCACCAGAACGACACUGCACCCUUGUUUUGCCUAUAAGCAUCGUACCACAAAAGUUAUCAAGGAGACAAAGAGAAAAGUCAACAGAAAUUCGUUGUUGGAACAUUUAUCUCUGCAAACUGAAAGUUCUCCAUUCCCAGAAAACAAUGAAGUACCUUAUUUUUUUCACUGCUUUGAUCACUACAGCAAAUGCCCUGGUCUGCCAAUGUAACCCGUGUACAGAAGCAACUUGUCGAGAUGCGGAGAACUGUUAUUCAUCUGACACGGAAAUCUUUACCGGCACAACUCCAGCUCAAGAUUUCACUGCCAGGGGAUGUGCUGUUGAAAACAACAUCUUCAAAAACGGUUCCAGUCUGGUCUCAGGAGACACAACUUAUGCACUUGAAAUUGUCACUUUUCAGGAUGCCAAAAGUGGUGCCAGCCAGAUUUCCAGUUGCCUAUCUUUUGCUAUCCUUCUGCCCAGUGUCCUUUGGUUGCUACUGGACAGAUCCCUGUAUUAACCCCAACCUACCAAUGACCUCUC